AUGAUCAAAAUUCUAGAGGAUCAUGAGUUCUUGUUAGCCCAGCGUGAGAAAGGACCUAAAGGGUCAAUGGUAGGUGUGAAUGCAAAAUUAGCUGCGAAGGAGAAACGAUCAGCACGAAGACAGGAACAGAUGAUUAACAGAAAACGUGGAAUGGAAGACUUGAAGAGAAGUGGGGAAGAAAUAGCAGAACUGAUAUCCUCAAGCAGCAGCGGAGAUACUGAAGAAGAUGCAAGCUGUAAGGGAGACAGAGUAACUAGUGAGAGAGCAGUUGGAAGCAGAUUAACCAGACAGCAAAAAAGAGAUACUCUCUGCCUCUACCAAAAAGUUGCAUUGAAUCGUUUGCUAAAGAAAAACAAGGGGCGACAAUCUGUAACACAGCAAACAAAUGAGGCUGAAUUUGUUAGUAAACUAGAUGAAUUUUUUGGCAUUUCUCAUCUUAGAGCAGUCGAAAUGAUCAAAAUUCUAGAGGAUCAUGAGUUCUUGUUAGCCCAGCGUGAGAAAGGACCUAAAGGGUCAAUGGUAGGUGUGAAUGCAAAAUUAGCUGCGAAGGAGAAACGAUCAGCACGAAGACAGGAACAGAUGAUUAACAGAAAACGUGGAAUGGAAGACUUGAAGAGAAGUGGGGAAGAAAUAGCAGAACUGAUAUCCUCAAGCAGCAGCGGAGAUACUGAAGAAGAUGCAAGCUGUAAGGGAGACAGAGUAACUAGUGAGAGAGCAGUUGGAAGCAGAUUAACCAGACAGCAAAAAAGAGAUACUCUCUGCCUCUACCAAAAAGUUGCAUUGAAUAGUCUCCCCGACUAUUUAAUUUGUCUGCAAUUGUCCAAAAAGGGAAACAAGUCUGGCUUACCAAAACAGGUCUUAAGACUCUACAACAAGGCUGAAACAUUUCUAUGUGAAGAACAAUUUGGAUUCAGAAAAGGAAAAGGAACAAGGGAUGCCAUUGGCCUCUUGAGAACAAUCUGUGAAAGAAACAUUUGCUUUAUUGACAUGGAAAAGGCUUUUGAUAUGGUUAACUGGACAAAGCUAAUGGAAAUCUUAAGAAAAAUAGGAACAGAUUGGAAAGAUAGAAGACUCAUUGCUUCACUUUAUAUGAAUCAAUCUGCCAUUAUCCGAACAAAAACUGGAGAAAGCAAACCAUGCAGUAUUGGAAAAGGAGAAUUAAUGAAUGAAGCCAUAAGUGAGGACAGUCUCGGAAUUAAAAUUGGAGGCCAAUUAAUACAAAGUAUUAGGUUUGCAGAUGAUAUUGCUUUACUUGCACCAAAUGAACAAACUCUACAAUGUUUGGUAACAAAACUCAACAAAACUUGCAAAAAAUUUAGAAUGAAAGUUAACACAGCUAAAUCAAAAGUGAUGAAAGUUGGAAGGCUAAUUAGCAAAGAUUUGAAAAUCCUAAUUGAUGAAAACAAAAUAGAGCAAGUUCAACAUUUUAGGUAUCUUGACAGCAUUAAUCAGGGAGAUGGCAGAUGUGAAAAAGAAAUCAAAGAACGAAUCAGGGCUGGAAAAAUGGCUUUUUAUAAUUAA
Messenger RNA from Centruroides sculpturatus (bark scorpion), 1521 nucleotides. RefSeq lists its product as uncharacterized. The record is from RefSeq and is a predicted model, not a curated record. Lineage: Eukaryota; Metazoa; Arthropoda; Arachnida; Scorpiones; Buthidae. The transcript has 5 exons. The coding region runs from base 1 to 1521 and encodes 506 amino acids.